UACAUUCGUUGAUGAGACGAAUUCGGCUACGAAAGAUUUUCUGUUGUAAAAUAGUUAUUCGUUAAAAAACAAGUGACGUCAUUUCCUGUUUAUAUUGGAGACAAAUCUGCUAAACCAAUUAGCAAAUAAUUUCAGCUAAGAUGUUGAUGAAGCUACGUUGUCAUUCAAAUUCUACAGGUUCAAAGUCAUUAUCAAGAUGCAUAGAUUCAUAAGUUUGUAAUUAAAGUGGGGAAUCUCAAAGAUGGAGCGAUUGGACCGUUUAGACAGAGAAACAAUAUCAAGUGCUGUUACUAUUAAGACAGACACUGGUAGUAAGGUUCUACCUGGAGACAAACGAGGCCUUCCAUAUGAAAUUUGGGCAAUUAUUCUUUCAUAUCUUUCAGCUGAAGAAUUAUGCAGGAGUGCAAUAGUAUGCAAGACAUGGCAUGAUGUGGUAUUGAGUCUUGACAGUACCAAAUGGAAAGAUUUGUACAUGAGAAGCACAAGUUGGCGGCACCCAUACUGGCCUCUUAACCUCAGUUCUAAUCCACACUCCUGGAGACAGGCAUAUAAAGAACAGUAUAUAUCCUCCAUGUUCUGGACACAAAUUGACCGUGGUUCAGCAUCAGUAACAUGCAUGUCUGUUUUCAAACGUACAAAACUUCGUAAAACCAUCACUGUAGGCGUGGGUAAAGAAUACGAGACUCUGAAAGGUGCUUUAGCAGUGGCCAAUGAUUUUGAUAGAAUAGAAGUAUAUCCAGGCAUUUAUGAUGAACAGUUUGAGAUGUCCUCAAAGAUACCGUUUGAGUUGGUAGGUCGUGGAGAACUAGGAAGUGUGAUUCUAGUUGUGUGUAUUGAACAGACUGCAAUUACUGGGAGAAUUAGUAACCUGGUAUUUAGAGCACCUUGGUUCACUAAUUUUAUUCUAAAGGUCAGGUCAGGUUAUUUGCAGGUGGACAACUGUAUAAUGGAGGAUGGCAUGGUAUAUGUUCAAAACCCAGGUUCUGUCGCUAUAUCUUUCUGUACAUUUAGACAUGCCACUGUUAUACUGCAGCAUGUUAACGCAAGUAUUAUUCAAAACUGUGAGUUCUCUCAGACAGAUUCAGCGGCUAUCACUGUCGAGGGUUAUCCCAAGGAAGAUAAAAACUGGACAUUCAGGUUGUUAAAUAACAAAAUUAUGUCAACAUGCACAUUACAGAAAAAACCUGAGAGACGAAAAAGUGCCGAUGUUUUGAUUCCCAAGUCAGCCUAUUCUUUAUCUACAGCAACUAUACACAAAAAGCCGGGUCCAAAAUUCAACGGCAUCAAUAGGCAAAUGUCUAGUGAUACCGAAGCUAUAAGACGAAGAUUCUCUCAGGAUAUCGGUUCCCAUGAUAUUGAAGGUCAUUCUUGUAACAUGUCAGUUCGGUCAGGAGGAACGGCCCUUGAAGGGGCGGUAGGUGGCGCUGAUAUUCAAGUGUUCAGAAGGCAUCAGGGUAAUAACAUUCCAUCAGGGUCUUACCAUUCCAAUAUUACCCAUAAUUCUAGAGAAUAUCACAGGGUAUCUGAUAAUGAAGGUGACAUUGAUGAGCUUAUUCAAUCAGGUACUGGAGCACAUGCACCCCAUAGCACAACUUACACAAAAAACACAUUUCCAGCAUCAAAACACGAUGCGAACAAUGAUAAAAAUGCCAAUUAUUUAGAGCACCAUAGAGAAAAAUUUAAGCGCAUUGAAAACUUUGUCUCAGAUUGUGCUAAAUAUAGUAACCCUGGAACAUCAGGGGAGAGCACUAUAGGUGAAGAGGAUGAUCAUGACAUUUCAAGGUCACACAUAGGUGAAAGGUCCAAUGUUGCAGAGGACAAUAGUAUUUUGAAACAGUUUUUAAGCACUGAGCACCAAAAUAAAACUUUAAGAGACAAUUCUGAUUCCGAUAGUGAUCCUGAUGAUGAAAAUAACAAGGUUAAGAUUCCUGCACUUGAUUUGCACUCAUUGACCUCUAGACACACUACAGAUCGUCAUGGUGAUGGGUCACAAGGUGUAGGUGCUCACCGGGAGCGUAGUUUAUCAAGCUCAGAGGUUUCUUUGCACACAGCAAGCAGUAAUGAUGUGUCAGAGGAGGAUGGUGGAGGUUUUAAUUCUUCUGAUGGAGCCAGUACUACAUCAUCAUCUGAUGAUGAAAGUUUAUUGUUGAGUGACAACGACAGUGAGUUCUCCUCUAGUGAAGAGUCGGUGAUUAUGUUAACGUACCCCGAACGUCACCAGCCACGCUCGUUGUCUGCUCAGAAAGAGUGUACUGAUGUUGCUUCUAUAAAUAGCCAGAACCAGUCGGAACAUAUUGAUAUUAUACAGGACAAUGAUAUGGUAAAAGUAUUGAAUGAAGUUAGAGGCUGUCUUGUACAUAAAUGUCGUAUAACACAAAGCAAAGGAGCUGUUAUGGUCAGUCUACAGACAGUGGUACUGAAGAAUGAGAUUCAUCAUUGUAGGACGUCAGGUGUUUUUAUGAGACUCGCUGCAUCAGGUCUUGUUACAGGUAAUGACAUCCAUUCUAACUGUGAGGCCGGUAUAGAUAUACGUAAAAAUGCUGAUCCUAUUGUACAGUGUAACAGAAUACAUCAUGGAAAGAGAUCAGGAGUUGUGGUUCUUGGAAGUGGGCGUGGUCAGAUUAAACAUAAUGAUAUUUAUCAGAACAAAGAAGCAGGCGUGUAUAUCUUGUACAGAGGCAAUCCUACAGUGUGUAACAACCAGAUAUACAGUGGAAGGGCUGCAGGUAUAGCGGUCAACGAGUCCGGUAGAGGAUAUAUACAUGGUAAUGUUAUUACCGGGAACCAGUGGGGUGGUAUUGAUAUUCGGCAUGGAGGGGAACCAGUGAUUUAUCAAAAUACUGUAUGUAAUGGUAUAUCAGAUGGUAUUGUGAUUGGAGAAGGUGGGAGGGGAACCAUAGAGCACAAUAUCAUAACAGGGAACGCGGGCUGCGGGGUUUGGGUAAUGGCGGCACAUCACCCCCUUAUACAUAGCAAUGAGAUUCACAGUAAUAGAGAUACGGGUAUUUGUUUGGUCAAUAGAAUGGAUUCUAGUCACAAGAAUGAGACAAUGAUGGUGGAUUCAAAAGACACACCAAGUCAUCACAGUCUAGAUUUUCUAGCGGUUGCCUCAGAGGAGCAGGUUUCUCUACAACAGAGGUCAGUUACCAUGGCAACCAUAGAAUACAACAAAGUCUUCCAUAAUGAAGGUAAGGGUAUAUCAGUGCAAUUUGGUGAAGCUGUGAAGAUUGAGAACAAUGUUGUACAAGGUAACAAGUCUGAUGGUCUGUUUAUUGAACAAGCAUCCCCUGCUACAGUCAGGUGUAACACUAUGAUUUGUAAUUCUGGCUCAGGCAUCAUUGUUGGCGGACCUGGAAAGGUUGAUAUUAAUGGAAAUGGUAUCUACGACAACAAGGAUCAUGGGAUAUGGUGCCGCAGUGAGGUUGACAUCAUAGAAAAUGACAUCUUAGGAAACAAUUGUAGUGCUAUACAUUUGAUAAAAUGCAGUAAGGCAAAAGUAAGAAAAAUUUUCUAUGGUCAAGGAGACAGUGUCGUCAUGAUGGACGAAACGUCACAUUGUAGUAAAAUAAGUAAUCAGAUUCUGUCACCACCAGGAUGUACCAAUAAAGAGCCCAUGAGAAAAGAUCAGGAGGACAUGUCUCCACUUGGCACCACCAGGUGGCAGUUAGCUAACCCCACCCCUAGACCUCACAUGACCACACCCCUUCAGGUAUCGUACACGCCCAGUCAGCAUGUAACAACUAUUACAAGAGUCACUGUUCCAGCUGACAACUGUGAAAAGGGAUCUAGAUUUUGUGUAAUUGUUUGAUAUCAAAGAUAUUUAGUUAUGGAAUGCAAAGUAGCUUGAUCUAGUCUGAAAGAAACCAUUGUGAAAGAUUUAGGGUGUAUUCAGCGAAAACCUGUGAAUUCAUCAUGUGUUUAAGAUGAAGUAAGAUUUAGGCUCUGAACAUAAAUUUUUUGUAAGAAAAUGCAUAUUUACACAGUUUCACCAUCUCAAAUGUUUUUACAGUUCAUACAAUGUCAAGACUGACUAUGUAUCUUUUAUUUUUUUGGAGGGACUACUCUCUGUACUUCUACGCAAGAAAUCAUAAUUUAAAAGGAUAUUGAACAUAGUUAAAUUAUUUAUUUAUUUAUUAAAUUAUUAUUAAAUUAUUAUAUACUUCCACAUAGUGAUAAUGAUUUAAUCAUUGAAAUGAUAUUGCAUUUACAUGUACAAGGUCAUUCAUAUUUUUUCACAUGUUUUAUUGCAUGUUGAUCAUAUAGAAUAGUUUCUAUUUCAAAUGUCUCCAUAAUAAAGAAAUUCUACUUCAUCAGUUACUACUGUAAAGAAUUUCUACUUAAAAUAUCACAUUUAAAAGAAUAUUUAUUUCAAGUGAUGCUGUUAUAAAGAAUAUCUUCUUGGAAUAACACUAUUAUAAAGAAUAUUUACUUCAAAUGACACUAUUGCAAGAGCACCUUCUUCACAUGACACUAUUGUAUGAAUAUUGAAUUCAAAUGACACUGUUAUAGAUAAUACUUUCUUCACAUUACACUAUUUAAAAGAAUAUUUACUUCAAAUGACACUUCUAUAAAGGAUAUCUACUUCAAAUGACACUUUAAUAAAGAAUAUCUACUUCAAAUGACUCGAUUAUAAAGAAUAUCUACUUCAAAUGUCACUAUUGUAAAACAUAUCUUCUUUAAAUGACACUUUUAUAAAAAUAUCAACUUCAAAUGAAAAUACUGUAAAAAAAUAUCUUCUUUAAAUGACACUAUUAUAAAAUACAUCUAAUUCAAAUGACACUGUUAUAAAUAA
Molecule: messenger RNA, 4792 nt
Organism: Ruditapes philippinarum (Manila clam)
Lineage: Eukaryota; Metazoa; Mollusca; Bivalvia; Venerida; Veneridae
Product: F-box only protein 10-like
Exons: 17
Coding region: 242-3808 (1188 amino acids)
Biological process (GO): ubiquitin-dependent protein catabolic process; protein ubiquitination; regulation of apoptotic process
Molecular function (GO): protein binding
Source: RefSeq, a predicted model, not a curated record